Durusdinium trenchii is the source of this 951-nucleotide messenger RNA. The record is from the annotation of a GenBank genome assembly. Lineage: Eukaryota; Dinophyceae; Suessiales; Symbiodiniaceae.
AUGGACGUGGGCCGGUCCGUGGAGAAAGCCCAGGAGCAGGAAGAUCUCUUGGAGCAAUCCGAGGAAGGGCCGUCCUCGAGCCUCACCGGGCGACCCGUGCUGAUCUCCUCGGCGGCGCUGCGGCUGAAGGUGGCGGCCGCCCUGGGGCUGCUGGGCACGGUGGGUCUUGCUUUGUGCCUGUUUCCAGCGGCCUCUCGCAGCCUUCGUGGGGUCGGGCUCUCAUCCUCGGGCACGGCAGGCCAAGCCUGGCAAGAUUCGGGUGGCUGCCCCGAAGCUCCCUUGUUGGACUUCUACAUGUACCGCUCCCAGACGGAUGAGAACUACUCGCCGGUGAACCAGGACAUGGCAAACAUAGGCGGAAUGCUCUGGUACAUGCACAAUGAGAUCAUCUGGCACCACUGGAUCCGGGUGGGCAGCUUCUCCAGCAUCCCAAAGACACGGAUUGAGCAGUGGCGUGUGAAGAUGAGACCCACUUGCGCGCUCUGGAAGAAGGGUAUGGCUUUUGGGAUCGUGAACACCUACGACAUCGGAAAGUGCACUGGACCCUUCAAGUGCGAGAAUUUGCAGCACUAUGGGCCAACUGUGGGCUGUGAAACCUGGAAUCCUGGCACGAACAAUCACUGGCCUCAUGAGGAAUGGUAUGGUCGGGUUCGAUAUCCCAAUGCCGCCUGGUACAGCUUGCCGGGAGAAUGUGCUUCCCGAAAGUUUUGGGCCAAGGACCAGGAGUGUGCCCGAACGGAGCCCAGCGGAGCAUGCCCCGCCGGUAAAGAGCCCACAGGGGAGUGGGACUGCACCUACACUUACGAGAAAGUAGGUGAGCUGAGCAUUGAUGAGCUAGAAGACAUCAGCAGCUUCGAUGACCUCAUGAAGAAGGGCGGCUAUGAGUACAGCCGCGCCACGGACGAGGUGAGACCGACCCUGGCACGAGCUCGUGCCCGGGUGGUGUGGUGA